CGCAAUUCGGUCAUGACCAACUUAAGGAAAUAAACCCGGGAAAAUUUUGGAACUGGACUUUCCCGCGCUCGUGAAUGUCCACACAAGCACGGAUUCCGAUUUCUUGGACUAGUGCUAUGGUGGACCAAUCACCAAGAUGGUUCUAAAGACCAUUCAGGAGUUGAAUGAAUACGUCGAGGCAACGGGUGUUGUGUACAACCAUUCCAACACUAAACUCAUCUCAAGAAAAUCUAAAGUGAAGAGAUCUAGAAGGGAAGCAUUCCUGUCUCUGCUUCCCUACAGGAGGCUGUCUUCCCACCAUCAUCAUGCUGAGAACAAACCAUUCACUAAACAGAAAUCAAAGAGCAAACCCAUCGCAGAAAGUGCCACCAGCAAGACGAGGCAGAAACUGCAGGUUUCUGUCCGGUCCCAACUCCCACAUGGAUCAAAGACACUGGAUUUCGAAGUAGAUCCAGACACAUCCGUCUCGUCCCUGAAAGAGUUGAUACACCGGAGGAUCGGUGUUUUGCCUCAACGUCAGCAUCUACACAUCGGAAACAUUCCGCUCCUUGAUUUUCUCACGCUUCACGAGAAUGGUGUCGACAAAAAGAAAAUCAUCUCACUGUCAACCGAUGACCUGACUCCAGAUGGACCAAAAGUUACCUGCCAAUCCAGAGAUGAAGCAGAAAGAACCCAGGCACAGAAACCUGAUGAAACGAGAUCAGAGAAGGAACAAAGUGGAGCUACACCACAAGAGGAAGAGAAAAUGGGAAAGACAAAAGCCCACGACAAAGAAGAAACUCCGAUUAUCUGGUGCAUCAAAGGGUAUUUGCAGGUCUUCGUAAAGAAUCCUCUCCUUCGUGGACCAAGGAUGCUCUGUUUCCAGCUGGAGCCAGAGACGUCCAUCUCAUCCUUGAAAGAGAAGAUACACGAGAGGAUUGGUGUCAAACCCAAACUUCAGCAUCUUCAUAUCAGGAGAAAUACUCGUAACUUUCAGCUUCAUGACUUGCUUACCCUUAACGACUGUGGAGUUCAACAAGAUGAGACUAUCGUACUUUGUCUACCAACUGGUGGCCUACUGGGUGGUGGACGAACAGAUCCCAACGAUGUGGCAAAACAAGACACCAAUAAGAAACAAACGGAUGGCAACCGUGUCAACCCUCCAUCUGAUUCACAAGAAACACCUCGGCAAGGAGAACAGCAGAGUACUAGGUCUGAAACACAAGACUUUUCCGUAAAGUCGUCAUCACAGCACAAACGAACGGCCCAAGAACAGGAUUCCCAGCAAGGGACAUCGUCGAAGAGAGCUAGACAGGGAGAGGCAGGCAAGUUGGAUGACAGCAGCCUCUACAGCUUAUCCGAACAGAUCUCUGCAAAGAAAUGGACAAAACUGGCUAUAAAGCUAGGCUUUUGCCAUGCUGAAGUCACGCAUUUUGAGGCUGAGCAUCCCAGUGAUGUUGUCAGACGAUUCUUUGACAUGCUGGUUUCAUGGAGAAACCGACAAUCUGGUGAUGUCAAUCAGACAGAAGCUCUCUGCAAAGCAUUGAAGGAGGUUGGGGAAACAAGACUUGCUGACAACUUGGCAGAACGCUCUACAUCUGAUGUCCAAUCCCAAGUUGCUACCAAAUGUAAAGAUGCACUAAAGGAGCGCUAUGAGUGUACAGGGGCCUAUGUACCGCUGAAUCCAUGGCUUGGUAAGCACAAGAAACACUUUGUGGAAAUCUACACCAGGUUACAGUUAGCAAAGGCUCGAGAUCGUGAAAAACUGAUGCAGGGAUUAGAAUCUCUAACUGAGAGUACAUCCAAAGACAGGGUGGUUUCUUAUGAGGAUAUUUUACUCCUUAAAACAGAAACAGGCAAAUUGAUCCAAAUAGCUGUAUUAAGUGGUUUGGCUGGUAGAGGAAAGACCACUCUUUUGGACAAAAUUGCACUUGACUGGGCAACAGGCUGUAGUCAGGUACUACAGAAGUAUGAACUGGUCUUCCUUUUGAAAAUGUGUUACUUGGAGCAGGUGUCGAGUCUUAUUGAUGCAGUUUUUGGCCAGUUCUUAUUCGCUGAAGGUGCCUUUAAAGACACAGAGAAAGAUGCUCUUAUGUCAUAUAUCCAGGAGAAUGCGGACAAAGUCCUUUUUCUUUUGGAUGGUUUUGAUGAGUUGAAGACCAUCUCCCUCAGUAAUCCCAUACUGAAGAUCCUGAAUAGAAAGUUGUUUAGAGGCUGUACUGUACUUGUCAGCACCCGCCCCUCACACUUUGACAGAUUGGUAUCAAAGGAACUGGUUCAAGAACCAUACACACAUGUCAGGGUUCUGGGGUUCAACACAGAAGACAUGAGAGAUUAUGUGAAGAGAUAUUACUCAGAUGAACCUGACAAGGCUGAGGGGCUUCUAGAAAAAAUUCAAUCCUCUAACAACUUUUCCACUUUGGCAGAAAGUCCAAUGUUGCUUCUUUUGAUGUGUUUGUUGUGGAGAGAAGAUUCCACACUCCCAGAAACAAUGUCACAGUUGUAUCAGAGAGCAAUUAAAUAUAUUGGCAAAAGAAAGGAUAUUUCAAAAGAGGAAAUGUCCAGAGUUCUGAUUGCCCUUGGCCAGGUUAGCUUAUGUGGUCUUCUCUCCCAAGAUCAAGAACUGACUUUUCAAGAAAGUGGCUUUGAGCAGAGUGUGCUUGAUACAGCUCUAAAAGUUGGUAUUGUUACCAGACAAACAGUCUUUAAGAGUAAGAGCCUAGAGCCCCACAGCAUUGUGCAGUUCAUUCACAAGACAUUCCAGGAAUUUUCUGCUGCUGCGUACUUGCGAAACAUAUCUAAAGCAGACACAAAGACGUUUCAUGAUACUGUGAAUGAAAUCAUGUCGAAGGACCCAUUAGCUUUUGGAUAUCUUCUGCGUUUUUGUUGUGGUGACAAUGAGGCAUGUACAUUAGAGAUACUGAAGGUAUUUCAGGAGAGGCAUCAGAAGGAUUUGUCAUUUAUCAGUGAGGUGGGUCAGUUGGCACUUCACUGUUACUUUGAAGGUCAGUGCAAAUGUUUGCCUCCUGAAGAAUUCAUACAUUCAUUUCUGACUGAUCACAUUGCCAUACAGAAUCUUAACGAUGACAGUGGAAACUCAGUGAGAUACUUUGUGCAGCGUAUUGCUAAGGAGACAAGGGACAGUGGCAGGGCAUACCUUGCUGAUGUCAAGAGCGUGAUUAUUAGUUCGGAUUCUGUACAUGUAUCACAUAUUGUAGAGGCGUUCAGUGGUCUACCCAACUUGGUCACAUUGGAACUGUAUGGUUGUAGGCUGUGUGGUACAGCAGUGUCAUGGGGCAAGCAGUUGAGGCAGUGCAAGGCACUGCAGGAGCUGGACUUGAGGUGGUGCUUCUUGAAUGGACAGGACAUGGUACAUGUUGCUGAGUCACUCAGUGGUCUACCCAACUUGCAUACAUUGGAUCUUAUUCACAGUGACCUGGGUGGUACAGCAGUGUCAUUGGUCAAGCAGCUGGGGCAGUGCAAGGCACUGCAGCACCUGGGCUUGAGUGACUGCUCAUUGAAUGGAAAGAAAAUGGUACAUGUUGCUGAGUCACUCAGUGGUCUACCAUACUUGGUUACAUUGAAGCUUUCUUGGAAUGACCUGGGUGGUAAAGCAGCAUUAUGGGGCAAGCAGUUGGGGCAGUGUAAGACACUGCAGGACCUAGACUUGAGUGGCUGCAAAUUGAAUGGACAAGACAUGGUACAUGUUGCCGAGUCACUCAGUGGUCUACCAUACUUGGUUACAUUGAAGCUUUCUUGGAAUGACCUGGGUGGUAAAGCAGCAUUGUGGUGCAAGCAGCUGGGGCAGUGCAAGGCACUGCGGGACCUGGACUUGAGUGGCUGCAAAUUGAAUGGACAAGACAUGGUACAUGUUGCUGAGUCACUCAAUAGUCUACCCAACUUGGUUAGAUUGAGGCUUAUUAAAAAUGAUCUGGGUGGUGUAGCAGCAUUGUUUUGUGCAGAGUUAAAGCAGUUCAAGGCCCUCGAGUAUCUGAUGCUCGGGGACCGUGAGGUGACAGAGAAAGAGAAAAGGCAUAUC
Molecule: messenger RNA, 4018 nt
Organism: Acanthaster planci (crown-of-thorns starfish)
Lineage: Eukaryota; Metazoa; Echinodermata; Asteroidea; Valvatida; Acanthasteridae
Product: NLR family CARD domain-containing protein 4-like
Biological process (GO): signal transduction
Molecular function (GO): protein binding
Source: RefSeq, a predicted model, not a curated record